AUGGCGGCGUGGAGAAACUACGCCGUCCUGUUCAAUCGGACCGGUGUGGACGUUCUCUGGAGCGUCAGGGGAGGCAGCAGGUGGACACAAAACUUUCAGCAGCGUUCCGGCUUCCGAAAGGUCGCCAGGAAACCUGAAAGCAAAAAAGUGGAGGAUGAACUCGGACACUUAGACUCGUCGGAAGUGGCGUCCAACCGGCAGACGUCAAGCCCUCAUUGGGCAUCAGCGCCUCCCCCUCCGUCGUCAGGCUCGCCACGAGCCUUCGGACGUCUGGUGCGCCCGCUGCUCUUCACUGUGGGGUUUACAGGCUGCUCCUUUGGCUCAGCGGCUAUCUGGCAGUACGAGUCGCUCAAGUCUCGCGUGCAGAGCUACUUCAACGAGCUACGAGCCGAUUGGCUGGAGAGGGUGCGGCCGCAGAAGAGAGGGGACGUUCGUAAGGAGGUCAACCAUUGGUGGAACACUUUGAGUGAGGGACAGAGGACGGUAACAGCUAUUCUGGCCGCCAAUGCUGUGGUGUUCUGCUGCUGGCGAGUUCCACGUCUGCAGCGCUCCAUGUUCAAGUAUUUCACCGCAGACUCCGCCUCCAGGACGUUGUGCGCACCCAUGGUGCUGUCCACCUUCAGCCACGUGUCCUUCUUCCACAUGGCCGCCAACAUGUACGUCCUAUGGAGCUUCUCCACUAGCGCCGUCUCCAUGUUGGGAAGGGAGCAGUUUGUGGCUGUCUACUUGUCAGCUGGCGUCAUUUCCACCUUCUGCAGCUACGUGUGCAAAAUGGCCACCGGGAGGUUCGGCCCUUCGCUGGGAGCUUCAGGUGCCAUCAUGACCAUCCUGGCUGCAGUUUGCACCAAAAUUCCUGAGGCCAAACUGGCCAUCAUCUUCCUCCCAAUGUUCACAUUUAGUGCUGCCAAUGCUCUGAAGGCAAUUAUUGCCAUGGAUACAGCUGGUUUGAUACUCGGUUGGAGGUUUUUCGACCACGCGGCUCACUUAGGAGGCGCUAUGUUUGGCAUUUGGUACAUCCUAUUUGGCCAUGAGCUCAUUUGGAAGAACCGGGAGCCUUUUGUCAAGUUUUGGCAUGAGCUACGGACAGGUCGCGGUGGCGGAAAUGGAGGUGAGCGAGGAGGCUCCGCGUAG
This is a messenger RNA of Nerophis lumbriciformis (worm pipefish), 1131 nucleotides long. Lineage: Eukaryota; Metazoa; Chordata; Actinopteri; Syngnathiformes; Syngnathidae. The record is from RefSeq and is a predicted model, not a curated record.